Molecule: messenger RNA, 1152 nt
Organism: Didymodactylos carnosus
Lineage: Eukaryota; Metazoa; Rotifera; Eurotatoria; Philodinida; Philodinidae
Source: the annotation of a GenBank genome assembly
AUGGACCGGCCCGGGGAGCGCAGCACACAAGAAUUGAUUGACGGAUGGUAUGUUCCGAACAUACCAUCGGUCUUUUGUAUCGAACAUAAUGUUCAAUGUUCAUUAGUUAUUGUUUUACCAUCCUAUUACAAUGGAGCAGAAUUUAUUAUUAAACAUAACAAUCAAGAACAUAUAUUUGAUUAUUCAUCACCACAAAGUGAAUUAAACCAAAAGCAAGUUUUAGUACAAUCUUCGACACUCAAAUUAUGGGCCGAGACCAGGUGGAACUCCUGGUGGCAAGCUACCGAUGCUAUUAUCAAUAAUUAUCCUGCCAUCUUUAAAGCACUUGCUGAUAUUAGUGAAGAAGGUAGUGGUACACGAUCAACUAAUGCAGGUGGACUUUUAAUGCAUAUGAAAAAGUCCAUAUUUAUCAUCACUUCAUUUAUUCUUCAUCAAUUAUUUGGUUUAAUAAAAGUUUUGAAUGAUCAUUUGAAAAAUCCAGCUUUAGAUUAUGUACGUGGUGAACAUCUUGUAAUAUCGAUUAUUCAGCAAAUAACCAAUCUUCGUAAUGAACAAUCAUUCAAUCAAAUUUAUGAUAAAGCAAAAAAAUUUUGUGAUGGAAUUGAUUUGGUACAGCAAUGUCAACUACAUCGUAAAAUAAAAAUUUCAGCUAGAUCUAAUGAUUGUUUUAUUAAUUCAACACUUGGACAACGUCCAAAGUUGUCUACAUCAACACAUUUUAUGAAUCAGAUUUAUUUUCCUUUAAUUGAUUGUAUGUUAGUGGAACCAAAUGACAGAUUUUCAUCCAAACCUUUAUCAUUUAUGAACAGUAUUGCUACAAUUUAUCCAGAAAGUAAAAUUUUUUUGAAUAUUGAUGAUGUUGAUGAAUUCAGUCGUCAUAUUGGUGCUGAUUCAAGCGCUUUAAAAAAUGAAUUUACUGUUAUCAAAUCUAUGCUCAUGCCUAAAACAAUCAUUGAUGUUAUUCAAUUUUUGAACGAAUUAGUUCGAUUCUCAACUGCAUUUCCACAAACAUUACGAAUGAUCAAAAGUGGCAUAACAAUGCCGAUUUCACAAAUCAAUCAAUCAAUUACAAAACCCAUCAAAUUUGAUUGUGGGGUAAGACAAGGAUGUUCACUACCUGGUGACAUUUAUGUCAUUGGUCUAGAACCAUAA